ACCGACGAUUCCGAUUUGUCAAAUUAUUUACUUGAAAAGGCAACUAAUGGAAAAAACAAAAGGGAAGAAAAAGAAACUCGAAAAAAAGUUUUUGAUCCGUACAAAAAUUCGAAUGAAUCGACAUCUACUACAAAAUUAUCUCAAUCGCGUCAUGGUUCGAAUGAUUUAGAAAAUGAUAAUAAUAAAAGAAAACGAAUUUUUUCCCCAACGUGUUCGUCGCAAAAAAAGAAAGAAAAUUUCUCGAAACCUAUAUUCAAUGACAUCACAGAUAACACCAAGAUAAGAAAUGAUUUUUCAUUCGUAAAUAAUGUUAACGAAAGAAAUGACGAAAUGUUGAAAGAUUUUGACAAAGAAAUCAAAAAAUCGAUCGAUCGUGCUGUGGAUAUAGACAGUAUUUCGGAUAUGUUUGAGAAUUUUGAUGAAAAUGUAAUAAAAAAGAGUGAAAAUAUUAAUGAAGAAAAAAAUGAUUUGAAGUUGGAAAAACAAGAAAACGUGGAAAUUUUGAAAAAUAAUUUUAAUCGUCAAGAUGUUAAUCAUGAAACGGAUAACAAAACGUUAUUUGAAAGGAGAAAGGGCACUUCGAGAAGUGCCGAUCUCGAUAAAAUGAAAUAUCGUGACAAUAUGGCGAAACGUAACGUUAAUAAAAAUUCGAUGAAAUCGGAUAAAAAUAAUUUUGCGACAUCAAAAAUUCAAGAUAACGAUAAUAAUAUCGAGAGGGAAAAUUUUAAUAAUAAAAAUAAUAAAACGAAGUCGAGAGUUUUACCGAAAAGUGCAGGCUCGUUUUCUCGACGAAAGGAAGAUAUUCAAAAAGAAAAAAUCGAAUUGAAAAAGGAAAUAAACAUGGCGUUCUCUUUCGACGAUAAUUCCGAUGCGUCGAAAAAAUUGAAAAAGAAUAUCAAGGAAAAAUCACCGACUAGAAAUCAAAUUUCUGGAUAUUCUUUAUCAAAAUCUGUUAGAGAAGAAAAGGAAAAUGACAAAGCGGGUAUUCAAAGAAAAGAUUUAGAAAAUAUCGGCGCCAUUUUUAUAUCCUCAGCUAUGAAAAACUCUAAAAGAUGGUCGAAUUCAAAGACGACCGAUAAGGAGGGUAAAAAUCUCCAAAGCAAUAACGAUCUGAAAAAUAAAUCUGAUCAAUUAGAAAGUAACAAGAUUGAAGAAGCUAACAGCAAUGAAACAUCAUCUUUUUCAAAAAUUCAUUCGACGAUUUCAAAUCUUUUAAAAUUAUCGGAUAAAACGGAAAAAUCGAUGAGAUCAAGAAUACCGAUCGCGAUUUCUCGAUUGAAAAAGGAAUUAGGAGACAAUUUUGAUAUUUCUAAAUUAGAAAAUCGUAGAAGAUCGAGAUCGAGAUCGAAAGUGGUCAUUAGAGAAAAUAAUCGAUUGAAAGAUAACAAAAUUGACGAAUCAACGUCGACUGCUAUAAUUUUGGUCGACAAAUCGGAUUGCACGAGAGACGAUGAUAAUGAAGAAAACGAUCGAGAAAAAUCUAGAUCGAAUUCGUCGAAUAGAAAAUUCGAAGGAGCUCGUAAAAAGAAAAUGGACGUUGAAUUGAAAGUUUUCAAAAUGGCAAAAGCUGAAAAAGAGGAAAGGAGAAAAGAAUUUGAGAAAUGUGGUUUACGUGAGCCAGUGAAGAAACUGAAAAAUGGAUCUCAGGAAAUGAUCGAUAUUGCUGUUACGAUACUUGAAAGGAAAUCGGAAGGGGUAAAAACAUCUUCGAAUUCUGACGAUAAACAUCUUGAAAACGUUCAUGCGAAUCAGGAAGAAGGUUAUUCGAAACCUUAUUCUUUGAGAAGCGGCAUAUAUUCCAGAUACUUUCCUAAUCUUUCAUCCAAAACUUAUCGAACUUAAUUUUUUUUUCGUUAUUUUUAUAGUAUCACAAAUAUAUACAAAAAAUCAUACUAUC
This is a messenger RNA of Vespula pensylvanica (western yellowjacket), 1897 nucleotides long. RefSeq lists its product as uncharacterized. The transcript has a single exon. Bases 331 to 1842 code for a protein of 503 amino acids. Lineage: Eukaryota; Metazoa; Arthropoda; Insecta; Hymenoptera; Vespidae. The record is from RefSeq and is a predicted model, not a curated record.